AUGAAUCACAAGGAACUGCAAGAAUUGGGCUAUGUUAUUUAUGGAGGUUACCCCGGAUCCUACCCCCAAUCUCAACCGAGUGUCCCACCAGAAAUUCAACAAUGGUUUAACGCAGUCGACCGAGACAGAUCAGGAAAAAUAACCGCGAAGGAAUUACAAUCCGCUUUGGUUAAUGGAAAAGGCCAAAAUUUUUCUGAUAAUGCUUGCCAGCUUAUGAUUGGUAUGUUUGAUUUGGACAAGACGGGUACAAUAGAUAUAUAUGAAUUUGAAAAAUUAUAUGCUUAUAUAAAUCAGUGGCUGACUGUUUUUAAAACUUAUGAUCGGGACCAUUCGGGACACAUAGAAAAAGAAGAAUUGAGCCAAGCACUUACCCAAAUGGGAUUUCGAUUUUCGGACCAAUUCAUAACAUUCCUAGUUAACAAGAGUGACGUACAGAACCACAAAGAGGUUUCCGUUGACCAGUUCAUUGUCAUGUGUGUACAAAUACAGAGGUUCACAGAAGCAUUCAGACAACGAGAUUCCCAACAAACAGGAACCAUAACAAUAGCUUUCGAAGAUUUUCUCAAUGUUGCUUUAAGUUGUUCUAUUAAAAAAAAAAUCAUUCUUCAUCAUAUGGCGCCCUCUAUGUCCAAAUGA
This is a messenger RNA of Ctenocephalides felis (cat flea), 636 nucleotides long. RefSeq names its product peflin-like. Gene Ontology annotation, biological process: COPII vesicle coat assembly. The record is from RefSeq and is a predicted model, not a curated record. Bases 1 to 636 code for a protein of 211 amino acids. The transcript is spliced from 6 exons. Gene Ontology annotation, molecular function: calcium ion binding. NCBI's taxonomy places the organism in Eukaryota, Metazoa, Arthropoda, Insecta, Siphonaptera, Pulicidae.